Venturia canescens is the source of this 5632-nucleotide messenger RNA. RefSeq names its product sidestep (gene side). NCBI's taxonomy places the organism in Eukaryota, Metazoa, Arthropoda, Insecta, Hymenoptera, Ichneumonidae. Gene Ontology annotation, molecular function: protein binding. The record is from RefSeq and is a predicted model, not a curated record. The coding region runs from base 2590 to 4974 and encodes 794 amino acids. The transcript has 13 exons.
UCGAGGGCGCUCUCUCGCUUCUUCGCUAAUAACGUGUUAAUUGACCCUUUUUACGGAAGCCGCGAGUUAUUUUAUCGAACGAAGUGAUUUAUCAAACUGAUCGAGUGAUUAUAAUAAGCCGCAUUGUAACGGGAUCGAUCGAUCGGUGUGCUUAGGAGCGCUGAAAAUCGGUGCGAGUGUCUCGGUGAAGCUUUGUGAUCGUGCAUCCUAAUAAGGCAUUCUUGUUGUAGCUGUAUGUUGAAAGCAAAUUUAUUAUUCAUUGAGUAUUCGAUGUGUUGUGAUCGUGGAACAUGAUAAUGGAAAGUAUCGAUUGAUUAUCGCCACCUGCUUAUUCGGCGUUUCAUCCGGAUUUAAAGGAAAAACAAAGGACGCGAAUAGCGUGCGCAACGGCGAUCUUACGAAUCGCGAAGCAUUGGAAAAGUUUAUGUAGUACAAAAUGCAUUCCAAGAAGGCGGGUAGACGCGGGGGAAAGUCAUAAAGUGGAAAAGAUAGAAGGGCGCGUCGAAAGCUUGCGCGACGAACAGAGCAGCCAGGCCCAUCUUUAUAUUACUGCGCUUAUUUUUCUAUUCCAGCGAGAGAGACCAGAGGCCACUUCAAAGUCUGCGAGGCACGGUGAAGCGAAAGACUAGAAGAAAGGAGAUACGGAGCACAGAUCGAAGGAAGUGAACGGGAUACGUGGUCGGAGAAAGAGGGAGAAAGUAGCGAAGAAAGUUGGUAACUUGGAGCAAGUCGCAGCUCGGAGGAAUCGAUUUAACUGCAUCCACACGCGAACGAAACAGGCCACAGAAAUAUAGGGAGAGUAAUAGACAGAGAGAACGGGAGAGAAAAGAGAAGGCGGGAGAAUGAAGAGUCAAAAGAGGCCUGCGAGUCAAUCGUUUUACGCUGCAUCACUCGCUGAAGUUCCACGAAAAUACGGAGAGCCCUGAGCAUAUAAAAGCAAGUUUCACCAUUUUACGUUCCCACCGAAGUAAAAACAGCGGUGUACGGAGCAAAAAAAUGGAGUGAGAAAGAAGGAGGAAAUUGGGUGACAUAUCAAGUUGACGAGGCACGACAUUAUAUUUUCGGUAAAAAGUGAUGUCACGUUUGAGCUCGUCAAGUGAACCCUUUCCGGCUCCCUAGGACCACGGAGACGCCGCCUGUCGCAAAGAAAAAGCCUGGGUGGACCGAAAAAAAGGGCCGCAGUCAAAUUAACAUCCAUCGCUGGGACUGGCUACGGAGGGACAAAGAAGAACGUCGAAUCCCAGGGCGGCGAAUACUCGCUGCGCAGCAGCUAAAUCGCGGGCGGUCGCGUUAAUGAAAAUAAAAAAGAAACCAGAUCACUUGGCACAUGAAAGAGGAAGUGGAAAAGACGGCGGUUCGUUUGGUAAUGAAAAGGUUCCGAACGGGUCGACGCGUCCGGCUUAAUAACAACUGACACAUGUUGUCAUAGGAAUAGAAGUCGAACCUUCGUUUCUUUCUCAUUGUGUGCUUUUCUCUGUCGAGGCAAAAGAAGACCGUUUUAUUUUCUCGUUUGAGUUCGUUAAAGGAGAAAAGAAUCUUGAUUCGAGCAACAUCAUUCCGGACUGUAGAAAGUGGCAAAAAAGACAAACGUAAGCGAGUGCCAAAGUGUGUGCGGUAGGAUGUACACGGAAACUUGGAGAUAUCGCUGGUAUGGAUCUGAGAAAGAUACGGCCAACGUGUACUCGACUCCGAUGUAGGAACGACUUGCACGAAAAAUCGAAGAGUCUAUGAACAAGUUCGAAUUACGAGCUGGUCCUUUCGAUUGGAAAUUCGUCGCGAUAUCUUUUGCCACCUGCGAGGAUCACUCGAGAAGACGAGCGAAAGAGUGGAGCAAAAGUCGGAAUCCGGUAAUACGUAUUCGCAGGUUAACUCGACGACGUGGCAACGUAGAAAGAGCGAGAGCCAAGAUAAAAAGAGAAUGCUAUCGUGCUUCGGGUGCUGCUGGACGAUAGAUAUCGGUUGGUCGAAGAGACCUCGAGGAAAAUCGAUCAAUAAGGAUCCGGUGAAGGAUCACAGCGGUGGUGGCACAGAUUGUCAGAGCUGCGUCAGCUCGACACUCGAUGCUGUUGCGAGCUUUGAAAUUUUCUUCCUCAACUUACAACCAAGAACAUUCGAGUAUCAUUCUCGAUGAGAAGAGAAAAAGAUAUCACCCGCGGGUCUCGUAUUUUUUACCUCAAACUCUUCCUUUUCCUCGGAAUCUUCACCAUCCGGAGAUAUACACAACUUCCGCCUUUCACGGUCCAUCAUCGGAAGAGUGCAUCAUACGAGUUGUAGAAAAGGCACAUAAACGCAUACGAGGAUCUCGGCACGGAUCGCGAUACCUCGUGAUCGAAUGCUCGUACGUGCGAACUUGAAGAUUUAACCGAAAGUGCGAGUUGUCGUGUUUGCGGCCAAUACUACUUUUGUAAAGCAUCCAACUGGCCACUGUUUCUCCAAGACAGUAACUACACGCUCUCGGAACCUUUCGUCGUACAGUUGUAUACCGAGAGCUUUUCCCCAAAGGUGAGAUACCUUCGAUCGAUAGACUUCUCUCCAACUGAUAUCGUUCUUCGACGUGAAAAAGCCGCGAGUCACUCCGCCUUUUUCGAGAUGCAGCUCACGUGCUCCUUCCUGUUUCUGACGAGUUUGCUGAUGCUGGCGCCUCGUCGGUGUGCUCGAGCCCAUGGCUCCUCCGACUUCUCCAACAAAGUUCCAGUGAAACUUGUCUGGGCCGAGGAAGGCGACGAUGUGGAAUUACCGUGCGACAUUACUCCACCAACGCCUUACGACUCGGUAAACAUGGUACUUUGGUUCAAAGAUUCAGCGGGUAUUCCUUUGUACAGUUUAGACGCAAGGGGCACCGGUAACCUGUCGUCCGCGGUACAUUGGGCGGUGAGCGACGACCUGGGCAAGCGAACUUAUUUUCAAGUUGCUGAUGGACAUCGCUCGAGACUCAAGGUGACCAAAGUAACUUCGAAAGACCAGGGAACUUUCCGGUGUCGUGUGGAUUUCGUUGAUUCACCGACGAGAAACUUUCGGGUGAAUUUGACCCUUGUAGAGCUGCCUAAGAAGCCGAUAAUUUAUGACGCCCAGGGACGUGUGGUAGUGGGUGUACCACGUUUCUUCGAGGGUUACGAUCUCCGGCUGACAUGCCAAGUGUCCGAUGGUAAACCGAAGCCUUUGGUCACUUGGUGGAAAGAUGGCGAGCUGUUGGAUGGUGUCGUGGAUGUACCUGAGUCGUCCGGAGUCGUCGAUCCGUCUACCAGGUUCACGAGAAAUCAUCUUUUCAUUCCAAAAGUAUCGAGAGCCUUGUGGGGUGCGAAACUCGAAUGCAGAGCCCAGUCAGCACCCAUGACUAAACCCAUCGUACGAGAAGUUCCUCUUGACGUUUAUCUGAAGCCGGCAAGUGUUAGAAUUUACUUGCACGAAGAUCAGAUAAUGGCAGGCCGUCCUUUAGCAGCAAAAUGCGAAACAUGGGGUAGUUCACCGGCAGCAACGAUAGCAUGGAGCCUCGGUGGUAUGAAAUUCAAGGAUCCCCUCGUAGCCACAACCCAGAGAAGCAAUUCCACGGUCAGCAAGCUCGCUCUUGUGCUUGAUCGCGAGGACGAUGGCAAGGAGCUCACCUGCACAGCCGUGAACCACAAUUUCCCCGGUGGCGAUCUCAAAGAGACGAGGAUCCUUCGUGUUGCCUACGCACCGGUCGUCAAUGCGCAUCUAGCAGUAGGAUACGUCCUGGACACCUUGCGGGAGGGUGACGAUCUAAAAUUGGUUUGCGACAUCCAGAGCAAUCCACCACCCACGAGUAUCGUUUGGUAUCACAAUAACACUCGACUAGAACACGACGUGACCGCUGAUACUCUCAUAGCCGCAAACACUCUGACACUGAGGGUCUUGAAGCUCAGCCACUCCGGCGGUUACACCUGUCACGUGAGAAACUCCGUAGGUGAAUCUAUGAGUCAUCCAGUCAACAUUCGCAUGAAGUAUGCUCCAAGAUGCAGUGCAGGAUUCGAAAGAAAUGAGAUUGCAGCGGCUCCUCGUGAGGUACUUCGUCUCAGAUGCAUCGUCGACGCUGAGCCAAGUGAGACGGUGAGAUUUUCAUGGACGUACAAUGGGUCCAGGGGGGACGUCUCGCCAAUACCAAACUCGAGGGCACAAAACAAGGGUUUGAUCAGUGUACUCGAGUACGUACCAACGGUCGACGGGGAUUACGGAACAUUGGCUUGUUGGGCGAGCAACAGCGUUGGAAGACAACGUUCCCCGUGCACGUUCAACGUCGUCCAAGCCAAAUUACCAGAACAACCGAUCGACUGUACGAUCCGCAACGACAGCAGCACCUUGGAGGUGAAUUGUUUGCCUGGUUCGGACGGUGGUUUACCCCAGCAUUUUCUACUGGAGGUCCGCAGUAGUCAUCACGACGGUAACGAAUUGGUUCUGACGUCGCAGACCCUCCAAACGCCUCAGAGCGAUCAAGGCGUCGCCGGGGAAUCUCCGCCGAUUUAUCAGGAGAUGAAUCCUCAUCCGAGCUUUCAUUUGCACGAUCUCGAUGCUGGCUUCGACUACAACGUUGCAGUUUACGCGGUGAACGGACGAGGGAAGAGCGAGCCUGCCAUGCUGAGGAACAUUCGGAUCUCCGAGAAGUUGGCCAACAAACUUGAAAGAUCCGGUGGCUCGGUGCUCAAGAAUAUGCAAAACGUCAAUUCAGAAAAUAUGAUUAUUCUUGUCGCAGUAAUAGGGGGUGCUUCCUUGACUCUAGUGGGAAUAGGAAUUCUCAUCGGUGUCGUCGUAUGUCGAAAACGCAAUACGAGGACUCCUGAACGCAGAGAAGUCCUCGAUGAUUUUACAACCCCGACUUACGUAUCUGCACAGAGGAUCGAACCCAGAGUCAGGUACGGCACCGUGGACCGUCGACGAUCACAGAGGACGAGUCUCUACAUCGAGGAGAGCCGGAACGAUCCGGAUCUCUUGCCGCACGUGGAGAUCGAACUCGAAAGAUAGCCACGACAAAACGAUGCUCAAGUUGACGAGUCUCAUGUACAGUAAUUAAUGGAAAUGACGGCGGAACAAUGUAUACCUCAUCGUAUCUUGGCAACGUCCAAGGUUAAUUUAACUCUUUAUAAAUAACUGAUAGACCAACUAAUGAACGCUAAGCCACAUAAUCGAUCGUACGAUAUUUACGAUCCGUUUUUCAAUUACGCACAAAUCAAUGCGACGAGGGCGUGUAACUCUGAGAAUUAACCACGCUGCUAGGCGGAAUUGUAAUUACUAUUUUAUAGUGCAAUAAUCGAGUGUGCGAAAUAAUUCUCGUUGUUACUCAACCAUUGAGACGAAGUGUACAGUCUUAUUUUUUACGAAUUAAACGAAGAUAAUUGACGAGUCUGACGAAACUCGUAUUUCCAAUAGACCUAAGGCGUAGAUUGUAUAGCAAAUUAAACGACUUGCGAUUACUCGAUCGAUCAUCACGUUGGAGCAACCGCAGAGUGAUUCAUCAUUUAUUUAUUUUCGUUCAUCCUCUUCGUACAAUCAAAAUAGUAAUGCAAAAGUGUACCUAAUCGCCGACAGUGACGAAGAGACGGAGCCACUCAAUUGUAUUAUCAUCCGUAGCCAUUAAGCAGCCAUGUAUUAUUAAUACGACAUCAAAGUUUUUUAGUGAAAA